Molecule: messenger RNA, 239 nt
Organism: Paramecium octaurelia
Lineage: Eukaryota; Ciliophora; Oligohymenophorea; Peniculida; Parameciidae
Source: the annotation of a GenBank genome assembly
GAUGUUUUUGGUAACUAUCGUAAAACUUGAAUAUUAGAAAUUAAUUUUAUUGUAAUCAAGACCUUGGAGCAUAGUAGUCAUUUUGUCACCGUUGAUUAAAAUUUUAAUUGGGAUUAAUUUGGAAUAGACUCAAUCUCAAAGUUAGUUUAGGAUUUCAAAAAAUUCUAGAAUAUACUUAGAGAAAUGAUGAGCUACCAAUCAUAUUCCUUAAAUCAAAAAAUUGAAAUAAUUGUAAUGAG